UGUUUAUAGCGGCUUACGUUUCGGUUUCCAUUGUAUAUGCUCAUUCUUUAUAGUGAACGGAUCAGGCUUCAUCUUUUGUUGAUCGCAUUCGCUACGUUUCAGUACCACGGCAACGUAGUGUACUCGUUUCUCUCUAUAUACAACUUCGUUUCAUGCUACUUGGUUCAGUCGUGAGUAAUACAUUCAUCGAAAUCGGACGUCGGCCGUGUCAAAUCCAACCACAUUUAUUCGGAACGUCAAACAAAACUAAAUAGGAGAAAAGAGAUUUCCUAUAUUCAAAAAUAUUACACUUUACUUAUUUCGUUAAAAUAAUUUUCUAUUAUUAGAAAGGACUACUUAGGAGCAUUUCAAGUGCAAAAAGCAGUGAAACGUUUUCAAUGAGAAAGAACACGAUUUGAUUGAACUCAAACAGAAAGUAAAGGGAAAAAAGAAUCAUCACAGAAGUAUGUUUAGUUGAAUAUACUGUGAAUUAAACGAGGAAACAAAAACAACGCACUCAUUAAAUUUAUUAAGUAGUAUUGCUGGGAGAAAAAAUCUAAUGAUUUGUGUGACGGCUCACAUCAGAGAUCAAAUCAAUCAGAAAACAAAAUAAAACGGUUUGAAUCAGUGUUUCAUGAAAGAAACAAAUGAUCGAUUGAAAAAACUUUUCUACUUUAGAUAAAGUGUAACAAUUUCUAACGAAUAACAACGACUGUUGUGCGCUAAUAAAUGUGUUUUCAGUUGCAAAUAGACACUUUCUUGAAUAACUGUUAAUGUGGCCAAAACAAUCGACAGUGUGUGUUAUUUUAUUUCCAAAUCGCAACAAAGGGAAAACUACCUACACCCUUCGCACCUUAACUGUGGAUAAUGACUACGACUUUCAUUAAUCGACCGAUGGCUUGGACCAAUCAACGUUUGAAAUAUACACAAAACGACUGUAUCAAUUUAAAAGCUUUGUGGAAAAUGCUAAUUUUAAACGAUAACCAUGAAAAAGAAGACAUCAAAAGCAAUAAGAGCUUAGGACUGAUUCCACAUUCGAUAAGCGACAAAAACUCGGAAAAUGAUAUGUCAUUAUUAAAAUUCUUCGCCAUUAACGCAUUGGAAUUAAGCGCUCCAGCCUCACCUGUGUUAUUACUACAGCAACAAAAAAGUAUACCAUCAGGAACUUGGUUACAACUAGCUGGACAUCCAGAAAGCAUUGCACCCGGGGCCAAUGGGAUUGUACGAAAGCGAAUUUCAGGCGUUGAUGAUUCCGAAGCCAUUGCAUAUCGUGGAAUCAGUAAAGAUGCUUAUGCAUCGAAAAUUGUACCAAAAUUUUUAGGCGUAACUGAGUCGAAUGGAGACACAUAUUUGGAACUACAAGAUUUAUUGCAUGGCUUCAGAGAUCCAGCAGUAAUGGAUAUUAAGAUGGGGAGGCGCACAUUUCUUGAGAGUGAAGUAAAAAAUACCAAAUUACGUAAUGACUUAUACAAAAAAAUGAUAGCUGUAGCGCCAACAGAGCCAACCGACGAGGAGCAUAAGCAAGAAGCUGUCACAAAACUACGUUACAUGCUGUUUCGAGAACGCAUGUCGAGCUCUGAAUCGAAAGGAUUUCGCAUUGAAGCACUGAGAAUGAAAGGUUCUUCGCCGAUUACAGAUCUCAAGACUGUCAAAAGCGAUACUGAUGUGUAUAACACCAUCGCCCGAUUUUUAUGCCGUAAACAAAAUGUGACCAAACAGUUAUUGGAACGACUCAAACAAAUUCGCGGCUACAUUGAAAAGUCCCAUUUUUUUCAACGUCAUGAAAUUGUCGGCAGUAGUAUAUUUAUUGUUUAUGAUGAAGAUCGAGUGGGCGCUUGGCUUAUUGAUUUUGCAAAAUCGCGUAGACUAGAUGAACACGUUAAAAUUGACCACCGUUCACAAUGGGAAAUUGGAAAUUUUGAAGAAGGAAUUCUAUAUGGUGUCGAUCAACUUAUUAGUAUAUUUGAAGAUAUUUCUGCAGAAUCAAAUUCAACGUAACGAAGUCGUAAAAAAACAUCGAGAACAAUCGAGGAAAAAUAUAGAAAAACAAAACUCUAACUCCACGGCCAGGGCUACAGGAGAUAAUGAUUGUUUAUUUACAAAAAUUUGUUAUUCUAUGAAUUGAAUAAUAAACAGACGCCAAGAAUGGGGGCAACAAAAACAUUUUUCACAACAUCUAGAUUACGGCUGUCUAAAUCGUUUGCUAAUGAAUGUUGUCCAAACAAAUCAACUAUUGCUGGUAACCUUUAAAUAUAAUGGUUUAAAUAAACAGAAAGGAAAGUUAUUGAUUGUAAACAUGUGAACAAAUAUACACUACCGUGCAAAAGUUUGGAACCACUAGGUAUUUUUCAUACGAAUUGACCAUUUUUGGUGGACCCAAAUUAACAUAUUUCGGAAACACCUGCACUCUUGAUAUUUUGUGCAUAGUUUCUACAACGUUUCAAUAGUAAAUCACAGAGGUUUCAUCAAAAAAUAUUCACGUAUUUAAAAACUAUAUCAAUUUGAAUUUGAUUUGUUUUAAUCUUCAUACAAAUUUGAUCAUUUGUCGCCUCAAAUUCGAAAUUUUUCGGUCAAAUUUUGGUAUAAUAUAUCUGCCCAAAUCGGACAUUUUGUCUGCUCAUUUUAGAAAUUCAUCUGGCCAAUUUAGACUUUGUCUGACCAUAUUAGAUUUAUCCCAUUUUUCACACAUUACAAAUUCAAAUUGCUAUAUUUUCGAAAUGCAUGAAUAUUUUUUGAUGAAACCUCUGUGUGUUUACUAUUGAAACGUUGUAGAAACUAUGCACAAAAUAUCAAGAGUGCAGGUGUUUCCGAAAUAUGUUAAUGAGUCCACCAAAAAUGGUCAAUUUGUAUGAAAAAUACCCAGUGGUUCUAAACUUUUGCACGGUAGUGUAUUUCAAAGCAAUAUUAUUUAAAAUACUUUUAAAAGAAUAAGUUGUUCUCGAAAAAUUGAAUUGAAACAUUUUCUAUGUAAAAGAAGUUCAAAAUGAAUUUUCCAAACAAAUUUAAGACUGAUGUUUAAGAGUAUAAACUUAGAAAAUUAAAGGAAAAACGUAUCUUAUAUUAUUUAAAAUUAUAUUUUUACACAAUGGGCGAACAUAAAUUACAAGAAAAAAAUACUAAAAACUAAUAUUCAAUCGUUUUAUUUUCAUUUCAUUCUGAUGUUUGCAUAUAAGAACAUUUCUAUUAAAGUUGCAAUAUUAAAUGAUUCUUUUACAAUUUUUUUUUACUGUCUCAUAAAUCCACGUUAACCAAAGCAAAUAUUGUAUGAAAAAUGUGAUAAGAAAACAUUGUUAUCGUAAAAUGCGCCAAUAACAAAAUAGGACAAAUUAUAAUUGUGUUAGGUAAUAUAGUGCAGAGAUUUUGAAUUCACUUCGAACAUUUUGCCGUUAUGCAACAUAUUUAUUAAAAUGUUGCGUAAUUUUUAUUUCACACCGGCGAAAUAUUAAUGGUAACGAGAAUUACUUUAGAUCACAAAAUGAAAAAAAGAAAUUUCUAAGAAAAUUAUAUGUUCACAAAUAAUUGCAGCAAAUUUAGUAGAAAAUAUGUAGGAAAUGCUAUUCACCCAUCAAAUUUUCAGAAACAUUUGAUUUGAUUUAUCAAAGCCAUAAAUAGAUACUGAAUAUUUCGA
Molecule: messenger RNA, 3607 nt
Organism: Sitodiplosis mosellana (orange wheat blossom midge)
Lineage: Eukaryota; Metazoa; Arthropoda; Insecta; Diptera; Cecidomyiidae
Gene: IP3K1
Product: inositol-trisphosphate 3-kinase homolog
Exons: 4
Coding region: 847-1977 (376 amino acids)
Biological process (GO): inositol phosphate biosynthetic process
Cellular component (GO): cytoplasm; nucleus
Molecular function (GO): inositol tetrakisphosphate kinase activity; inositol-1,4,5-trisphosphate 3-kinase activity
Source: RefSeq, a predicted model, not a curated record